UAGGAAUGCAGACUACUUCUAUAAAUAUUUGUGAAAGAAUGGGUCGCUCUCAGGAGCUCAGUGAAUUGAAGCGUGGUACUGUGAUAGGUUGCUACCUGUGCAAUAAGUCCAUCCAUGAAAUUUCCUUGUUACUAAAUAUUCCACGGUCAACUGUUAGUGGUAUUAUAACAAAGUGGAAGCAACUGAGAACAACAGCAUCUCAGCCACGAAGUGAUUAGCACAGCAGUGCGUAGAGAGCUUCAUGGAUUGGGCUUCCAUCAUGCUUCUCUGGCAAUCUGAUGGACGUGUCUUGGUUUGGCGGUUGGCAAGUGAAUGGUACUUGCCUGACUGCAUUGUGCCACGUGUAA
Messenger RNA from Staurois parvus, 347 nucleotides. Lineage: Eukaryota; Metazoa; Chordata; Amphibia; Anura; Ranidae. The record is from the annotation of a GenBank genome assembly.